UAUUAGAGCCUUUCUCAAUGUGCAUGUAACCCACUGGAACACAACAUGAUUUGGCUGUAAUUGUUGUUUCCACGGAUGUUAAAACUUUCACUGUAUCUAAUUUAAAGAUACACAACAGGGAACCAGAGCAAAGUGAGUCUCCACACCCUUCAGGGGGAACUAAUUGACUGUAUUACUGCUGAAAGUUGAUCUACAAACUGAUUUGUCAUCACUGACGGGCGGAAACAAACCGAUACGAUGAAGGUGCUAGGUCUCAGUUUCCUCUGUCUGCUGCUGUGGCCUGAGUCUGCAGAGGCUCAGUUUCCUCGAGUGUGCUGCACCGUGGAGGGGAUACAGACCAAGCAGUGCUGCCCCGCUCUGGGAUCUGAUCCGGCCAAUGUUUGCGGAUCUCUGUCGGGGAGAGGAAUCUGCUCUGCUGUUCGGGUGGACAACAAACCCUGGGGAGGACCCUACAGGCUGCGAAAUGUGGAUGACAGAGAGAGAUGGCCCACCAAAUUCUUCAAUCAGACCUGCAGAUGUACUGGUAAUUUUGCAGGUUUUGACUGUGGUCAGUGUAAAUUUGGUUGGACCGGACCCAACUGUGACCAGAGGAAAGCCCCAGUGAUGCGUAAGAAUAUCCACUCUUUGACUCCUGAAGAGCUGCAGGAGUUUUUGGAUGUACUGGAUCUGGCUAAGACCUCCAUCCACCCAGACUACAUGAUUGCCACUCAGCACUGGUUGGGACUCCUGGGACCAAACGGAACCGAGCCUCAGUUUGCCAAUGUCUCUGUCUACGACUUCUUUGUCUGGCAACAUUACUACUCUGUCCGAGACACUCUUCUGGGCCCUGGUCGUCCAUUCAGAGCCAUUGACUUCUCCCAUAAAGGGCCAGCAUUCAUUACCUGGCACAGGUAUCACCUUCUCAGCUUAGAAAGAGAGCUACAGAGAUUGUCUGGCAAUGAGAACUUCGCAAUUCCUUACUGGAAUUUUGCCACAGGGCAGAACGAGUGUGAUGUCUGCACCGACUCUAUGCUGGGAGGCCGAAACCCAGACAACCCCUCCCUCAUCAGUAGCCAGUCCAGAUUCUCCAGAUGGGGAGUGGUGUGUAACAGUUUGGAUGACUACAAUCGCCUGGUGACUCUUUGCAAUGGCACCAAUGAGGGUUUGAUUCAGCGAGGGAUCAUGGAGAGCAGCAACAUGUCUCUGCCCACCAUGAAUGACGUCAGAAGCUGCCUUGGAAUCAGGGACUUCGACAGUCCACCUUACUUCACCAACUCCUCCUUUAGUUUCAGAAAUGCUCUUGAAGGGUAUGAUAAACCAGACGGAGAACUGGACGAAUCAGUCAACAACCUCCACAACCUCGUCCACUCUAUGCUCAAUGGAACCAGCUCUCUGUCCCACUCUGCAGCCAACGACCCCAUCUUUCUGGUGCUCCAUGCUUUCACUGAUGCUAUUUUUGACGAGUGGAUGAGAAGGUUUAUUCCAUCCAACGGCAGUUUCCCAGACGAGAUGGCCCCUAUUGGUCACAACAGGGAGUACAACAUGGUUCCUUUCUUCCCUCCCAUCACUAAUGAGGAGAUCUAUGUGACGUCUGAUCAGCUGGGGUAUUCUUAUGCCAUCGCCCUGGAUGAUGCAGAUGGAGGGCCGGCUGUGUUUGUGCUGGGCUCCACUCUGGGGGGAGUCUUCAUCGGUCUCCUGGUGCUCCUCCUUAUCUUUGUGCUCUACCUGCGUCAACGGAGAAACAGAGGCUUUGAACCUCUGAUAAAAGCAGACUUCACAAAUAGAAAGUACACCGAGGAAGCCUAGAUUUCGCCCGUUGUUUUGAAACGCACUUCAAUACUCAUGCAUCUAAGAGUGAUACAGCUGCUGACACUCUGUAUGCAGGGUAAAACAAGAGAAGAAAAUGUUAAUUCUGUAGAUGAAUGACACACUAGAUAGUUUCAAACAAGAAAGAAUGUGAAUCAUGUUAUGUCCAUUUAAAAUAUUGAAGAAAAACCUGCUAUUGCAUGUAUACUUUUUUGUGUUAAAACCUGAUAUGGUUACUAAUACAUUGACAACUGGUUUCCAGUUUGCAUUAACAAUCACCAAAAUACAAUUGUGGAAUGGAAUCUCUUGGGUUUUUUUUUCUUUUUUUUUUUUUUUAAUAAAUAUUUAUUUUCAAGAACAGUAACAAAACACAAAUGCAAUCAUCUUAAUUGCACUGAAAAACAGUAAGGCAUAUUUUCUUAUCUUUUUCUUCACUCCUGUUAGCUUGAAAUGGCUUCAAACCCCCAACAUCACCCCUCAUUAGGAUCUGAAUUCAUACAGUAAUGCACAGUUUAUAUAUAGAUAUAAAAAAAAAAAA
Molecule: messenger RNA, 2323 nt
Organism: Sphaeramia orbicularis (orbiculate cardinalfish)
Lineage: Eukaryota; Metazoa; Chordata; Actinopteri; Kurtiformes; Apogonidae
Gene: dct
Product: dopachrome tautomerase
Exons: 8
Coding region: 238-1785 (515 amino acids)
Biological process (GO): developmental pigmentation; positive regulation of neuroblast proliferation; ventricular zone neuroblast division
Cellular component (GO): melanosome
Molecular function (GO): oxidoreductase activity; dopachrome isomerase activity
Source: RefSeq, a predicted model, not a curated record